This is a messenger RNA of Microbotryum saponariae, 853 nucleotides long. NCBI's taxonomy places the organism in Eukaryota, Fungi, Basidiomycota, Microbotryomycetes, Microbotryales, Microbotryaceae. The record is from the annotation of a GenBank genome assembly.
AUGAACCGCCUCUGUCCGUCGAACGUCGCGACUUGGCGCGCUUUCGUCCCGCGCUCGUCGACGUUGAUCCCCGUCGCCCGCUGUCAACGCCCGGCCUUGCUACUCACUUCGGUGGAUCGUCGUACCAAACCUCGAGGUAGAGCAGAUGUAGGAUGCCAGACGUGCCGAUGCUUUGGGUCCAUGGCGAAAGCAAGCUCUGCCUCUGCCUCCGCCACAAGCCGUUCGUACGCAGCCGGGUGAGCUAUUCCCCAGUCGUCUCUCGCUCGAGUGCGAUGCAACUCCCAUUACGACGCUGACUUUCGAUAACGCUACUUGCAGACCUCUGACCAUUCAAGCGUACCAGAAGGCGGCAGAUCAAGCAAUGGACAAGCUGACCGACUAUUUCGAAGAGCUUGUCGAGGCGGCUCCUCCCGAGCUGAAAUAUGACGUGGAGUAUUCGGUGAGCCAGCUACUAUGGCAGCCGAGACGCCGAGACGCCGAGGUCCUGAAGGCUGAUUCGGUCGAGUGUUGCGUCCACGGAACUGCCGCAAGUCUGGUGUUUUGACACUGCACGUCGGGGACAAGGGCACGUAUGUCAUCAACAAGCAACCGCCGAAUCAGCAGAUCUGGUUGUCGAGUCCAUCGAGGUCGGUCUUUCGCCUAGUGCGCCACGUGCUUCGGCAAGUUCUGACACAGUCAAGCGCAAUCGUGACUUUCAUUCCUUUAUAGUGGUCCCAAGCGAUACGACUAUGACCCUCAUCACGGCGUGUGGUUUUACCAUCGGGAUGGCACUCUACUUGAGGAUCUGCUGACCGAAGAAUUACGGAACGCGAUGGACGAUCCUUCCGUACACGUCACGCUGUCGAAUCCAUGA